AUGGGCUUGCUGAAGGGCCUCCUCCGAGCCAGGAAGCUGCUGCUCGUCAUCUUCGUGCCUCUCCUGCUGUUGCCUCUGCCCAUGCUCCACCCCAGCAGCGAGGCUGCGUGUGCUUAUGUGUUGAUCGUGACUGCUGUGUACUGGGUGUCCGAGGCGGUGCCUCUUGGAGCUGCAGCCCUGGUGCCUGCCUUCCUCUACCCGUUCUUCGGAGUCCUGCGAUCCAGCGAGGUGGCGGCCGAGUACUUCAAGAACACCACGCUGCUGCUGGUGGGUGUCAUCUGCGUGGCGGCGGCUGUGGAGAAGUGGAACCUGCACAAGCGCAUCGCUCUGCGCAUGGUCCUGAUGGCCGGAGCCAAGCCGGGCAUGCUGCUGCUGUGCUUCAUGUGCUGCACCACGCUGCUGUCCAUGUGGCUCUCCAACACGUCCACCACCGCCAUGGUCAUGCCCAUCGUGGAGGCCGUGCUGCAGGAGCUGGUCAGGGCCGAGGAGGAGCAGCUCGUGGCCAGCAGCUCCAGCGCCGAAGAGGCCGAGCCCAUCAAUCUCGAUGUAAACAACAGCCAACCUUCCCUGGAACUCAUCUUUGUCAAUGAAGACACGUCGAAUGCAGACUUCAGCUCUCUGAUGCAGAACAAGAACCUGAAUGGCGUGCCCGCAAUCACCAACUCCGCCAGAACAGCAAACCACCAGGACAAGAAGCAGCACCCAUCUCAGGAAAAGCCACCAGUCCUGACCCCCAGCCCCAGGAACCAGGAACUCAAAAGAAAGUACAAGUCCCAGCAUGACCAAAUGAUCUGCAAGUGCCUCUCUCUGAGCAUCUCUUACGCCGCCACCAUCGGGGGCCUGACCACCAUCAUUGGCACCUCCACCAGCCUCAUUUUCUUGGAACACUUCAAUAACCAGUAUCCAGCAGCAGAAGUGGUCAACUUCGGCACCUGGUUCCUCUUCAGCUUCCCCAUCUCCCUCAUCAUGCUGGUGGUCAGCUGGUUCUGGAUGCACUGGCUGUUCCUGGGCUGCAAUUUUAAAGAGACCUGCUCUCUGAGUAAGAAGAAGAAGACCAAAAGGGAAGAGUUAUCAGAGAAGAGGAUCCAAGAGGAAUAUGAAAAGCUGGGAGCCAUUACCUACCCGGAAAUGGUGACUGGAUUUUUCUUCAUCCUGAUGACGGUGCUGUGGUUUACCCGGGAGCCUGGCUUUGUUCCUGGUUGGGAUUCCUUCUUUGAAAAGAAGGGCUAUCGCACCGACGCCACAGUCUCUGUCUUCCUUGGCUUCCUCCUCUUCCUGAUUCCAGCGAAGAAGCCUUGCUUCGGGAAAAAGAACGAUGGGGAGGACCAGGAGCCCUCACUGGGGACGGAGCCCAUCAUCACGUGGAAGGACUUCCAGAAGACCAUGCCCUGGGAGAUUGUCAUUCUGGUGGGAGGAGGCUAUGCUCUGGCUUCUGGCAGCAAGAGCUCCGGCCUUUCCACGUGGAUUGGGCACCAGAUGUUGUCUCUGAGUAGCCUCCCACCAUGGGCUGUCACCCUGCUGGCGUGCAUCCUGGUGUCCAUUGUCACAGAGUUUGUGAGCAACCCAGCCACCAUCACCAUCUUCCUGCCUAUCCUGUGCAGCCUGUCCGAAACGCUGCACAUAAAUCCGCUCUACACCCUGAUCCCAGUCACCAUGUGCAUCUCCUUUGCAGUGAUGCUGCCAGUGGGCAACCCCCCUAAUGCCAUCGUCUUCAGCUAUGGGCACUGCCAGAUUAAAGAUAUGGUGAAAGCUGGUCUGGGGGUCAAUGUCAUUGGCCUGGUGAUAGUGAUGGUGGCCAUCAAUACAUGGGGAAUUAGCCUCUUCCACCUGGACACUUUUCCCGCCUGGGCUAAGGUCAGUAACAUCACUGAUCAGGCCUAA
Molecule: messenger RNA, 1881 nt
Organism: Eubalaena glacialis (North Atlantic right whale)
Lineage: Eukaryota; Metazoa; Chordata; Mammalia; Artiodactyla; Balaenidae
Gene: SLC13A4
Product: solute carrier family 13 member 4
Exons: 16
Coding region: 1-1881 (626 amino acids)
Biological process (GO): monoatomic anion transmembrane transport
Cellular component (GO): membrane
Molecular function (GO): transmembrane transporter activity
Source: RefSeq, a predicted model, not a curated record